Molecule: messenger RNA, 5218 nt
Organism: Thunnus maccoyii (southern bluefin tuna)
Lineage: Eukaryota; Metazoa; Chordata; Actinopteri; Scombriformes; Scombridae
Gene: efcc1
Product: EF-hand and coiled-coil domain containing 1
Exons: 8
Coding region: 340-2253 (637 amino acids)
Molecular function (GO): calcium ion binding
Source: RefSeq, a predicted model, not a curated record
UGUUAGUCUCUUGGGCAUCUUACAUCUUAGCAAAGUCUAACCCAAGUGAAUGACAAAAGUUUACACACCUGGUGGCAAUUAUACUCAAACAAAAAAGCAGUUUGAGACCGUUAUGCAUAGUAGGGCCAUGUUACUGACUCCUGGUUGGGACCCCUGGUUUUGGGUUUGGGGGGCAGUGCUAAAUUCAAAUCUGCUCCGUUUUAACACACGCCUCAUUCUAGCUCCGCCAGUCUGCCCACAGUCUGCUGAGAGGAUGAAUGUGCUGCGUGCGCUGGCGGAUUUUGGAAGAAACAAAGUAACUCUGUUAAGUUUAUGGAAAUAUGAUGUUGCUCAGUAGAAAUGAUGGAUGCGAUAGACUCCAUUGAUCCAUACAGCCGACCAGCGCGCAGGACACAAUGGAUAGUCAGCACUCUGGCUUACCAUUACGGACUGGACCGGGGAGUGGAGAACGAAAUUAUAGUUCUAGCCACCGGGCUAGAUCAAUACCUACAGGAGAUUUUCCAUCAUAUGGACUACCAAGGUGGAGGCAAAAUCCCUGUGGAGGACUUUAACAUCUUGUGUGACAUUCUGGGACUGAACAAAGACUUGGAGGAUUCUGAAUGCGCCGGUGUUUUACCCAGCGAGCUCUCUUUCAGACACUUUCACGCCAAACUGUGCGGGUACUUCAGCACAAAGGCGGGGUGUCAGUAUGAGAACGGCCGGCUGCUGGUCGGGAAGGACAGCGAGCAUAUAGAGACUCAGAUCCGCCUGAGAAGCCCACUGAAGCGGCGAGAGAAGCUGCUGUGUGUGGGAGUGAGCGGCGGGUCCUCGCCGUCCCCGGAGGGACGGCACGCCUCCGGCUGCAGGCUCGGCUCCUGCACCAGGGAGUGUUAUGAGGAGAUAGUGGCACUGGAGGAAGCAGAGGACCGAAUAUCAAAACUGGAAGAUGAGAAUGCAAGUCUGAGGGAGCUGAUUGAAGACAUGCGAGCCGCACUUCAGAGCAGUGAUGCCCGCUGUUUGGCUCUGCAGGUAGGACUAUGGAAAAGCCACUCCAAGCAUAAAUCAGAAGAAGGCUGCUUUGUUGCCCACCAGAAACAAGCAGCCCAGAAAAGUAUGAGCAAUUCCAACCUGAAAAACAGCACCUACAGCAACCUGAAGAGCCUGCAGAACAUUAUCCACGAGAUAGAGCUGCUGCAGAACUCCAGAGACCAACAAGUAGAGGAAGCCAUGCUGUGUAAUCAGAGACUGGAGCAGGAACUGUGGAGCUCUAAAGAAACUGUGGCGGCACUGGAGGACUGCAACCGAGUCCUGAAGAAGGAGCAGGUGGGCAUGAGGAGGAAGGUGGAGGAGGCCAGGCAGGCGCUGCUUAGCGGCCUGGGGAAGGUGAAGGAACUGGAAGCUAAAGCCAGUCAUGUGCCGGCGCUGCAGAGACACAUCCUCCAGCUGGAAUCAGAGCUCCUCUACUACAGGUCAGAGGUGUCCAAACUCCAACUUCCAAGCAGCUCCAGGGCAGAGCAGCAGCUGAGUGUCAGCAGCAGGCCGGGCCAGAGAUGUUGCUCGGGCUCCCAGCACGAUCGCUGUUCCCCGACAGGGCGUGCUGUGACAACCCCGGACAAAAUGGAGGAGCAGCUGUUUCGUUCAGUGGAGGGCCAGGCAGCCUCCGACGAGGAAGAGGACAAGUGGACUGGAGAUCAGCAGCGGCAGGUGGACGAGGUGAAGAGGAUUUUGACCAGGCUGUCCUGCUGUGGGGAAAGGUGCGAAGACAAAGCAUUCAAGAAGCUGAUGUCUAAUUUCGGGAGCUCAAGGAGUGAGGAGAGCUGCAGCGCUGUGGUGGAGCUCCUGGAGAGGGUGACCAAGUUGCAUAAGCAACUGCAGCUGAAGGAGAGUCAGGCAGAGAUAAACAUGGACCAGAUGAAGGACUCUCUGGUGCAGGAGCUGCAGCAGAAAGCCGAGGAGACGGAGUUGCUUCAGAUGGAGCUGCAGAUGUUGGAGACAGAGAGGGUUCGUCUGUCCCUGGUAGAAGAGAAACUUGUGGACAUUCUGCAGCUCCUCCAGCAACUCAGAGACCUGAAUGUCUCCCGGAGGUCUCUUGGGAAAAUCUUGCUCAGCACUUUGGAGUCUUGCAGCGACCCGCAACAUGGGAAAGCCCACAUCUUGGAGGUGCUCAACGCUCUCUAUCAUGAACUGGCUGCCUGCGAGAUUCUGUCUACUGGUGGACCUUUGGAGCGAACACAAAGCCAGCAGUCUUUGAACGCCCUCAUGAUCUCCUGCUAAACAAGACUGCCUCCUGCUGGGCCCAGGACCCUUCUGCACAUCUGUGUGGAAGUGAACAGCUGUUUUAGAGGACACUGGAAGCUUAUCAGUGAUCAAGAAGCAGGCUGAUUGAUGUAUAUAGUGUAUUAUACUGUAGCUUAUGUACUCAUAAUAUCCACAAAGGGAAAUUACUUCCUCCUUCUUCCUCAAGGCUAGAAUGUUAAUUAUUGUAGGAAAGGACUUUUUAAAUACAUAUAAAGAAAAUACUUGCUUAUACAUGUUUUUUCAAGAGCUUUCAUUGCACACAACUCUUUUAUGAUUCAAUAUGGAUGUUUUUAUUUUGUCACAACAGAGUUCUGAAUGUGAAAAUGUUGUAAUAAGCUAAACUUCAAAAGGUCUUUAAGUAAUCUGUGAAAUUGAUCGACCUCCACUGGUCAACAAUUGGAGCUGAAACAUCCCUGAUAGAACUUAAAGGAAUCUGCAUCCCAUUGCAGGGGCUUCAUCUGUCUAAGUCAUUUCAAGGUCACAUGUUGUAACAGGUCGAAGAGGGUCUCUCAUGAUAGCCUACUUUUGACCAAAUUUGGAGGUCACAACUGGCGCGUACCUUGCAGCCCUCAGUAAGCCUCAAUCUUGUUUAAUGGUGCAUUCAGGUGGUCCUCAUUAACUUGUAAUGUUAGGAAGUAACGUGGAACCAUGUUGUAUUUCCCAGGUAUUUGCAUUAAGGUGCUCAUCUGUUAUUGGUAAAUGCACCACAUGAAUGAGACCAAUAAAAAAGCCCCUGCAAGUUGUAAAUACAGAAAGCCAGGUGUAAACUUCUUCUUGUUGGGAGCCUGUAAGCUGUUAGAGGUAAUAUCAGGUUAUCUAAGUACAGUAUAUUCACCAUUAACCUGCUACACUGUUUGUCCAUGAUAUGUUGAAGUUGAAAGUUAAAACUGCACUAAUUAAUAUUAACAAUGAUUCCAAUGACUAUGUGUGAUGUGAAAGGAUUUGCUUAUAGUGCUGGAACCACAGACAAUUAUCACCCAAUUCCGCAUUUCCCCUCCACCAUACGGAGCAUUUUAGUGUCUUUCAGCAUUGUUUUGGUUUUACAGCUCACAGCCUUACUCGUUCAGUUCUCAUCAACCUAAUUUCCAGCAGCAGCAGGCAGUUGUUUUCAGUAAAAAAAAGCUCUUAAAAAUUCCACUCUACAUUACCUUUCCAGUACCAAAGACAAACAAAGUUAGCAGCUAGCUGGUGAACAUAGUGAAGCAUUUAACUAUAGAGCCAGAUAUUUCCCCUAAGGGGUUGGUAGAGACUAGAACAGAGUUAAAAGGAGAGUGAAUUUUGGAUAUUUUAUCAGGUGUUCAGUAAUCUGAUCCAUGUCUGCUGGAUGUGUAAACAGGCAUCUCUUUGCUGACAUGAAAUGAUUUGUCAAUGUUAAGUUUACAAUUUGUUUCACUACCACCAGGUGGCCAAAUGAAGUCAAUGCUGCUUUAACUCAACCUAACUUACUUGUACCAGUUUACCACUGACACUUAACAGUUCUAAACUUGAAAAUUUUUUAACAUUAGAGUUGACAAGGGUUGACUGCAUCACUAGUCUCUGUGAAGCUAGACCUUCUCUAGUGGGGAGGAGAUGUGCAGGCUUAAACCAGGUAUUCAGGGCCUGCAAGGACACACAUUCAUGGUUCACAUUAAAUUAAUCAAAUAACAGUUUGUCAUUUGUUUUAUUAGAGAAGGUAGUUUUUAGCUUUCAUAGAGUAGAUGAAAUGUCUUAUGUGUGUUUCCCAUUAAAGUAGAACACACAGGUUGAGUCAUGGCUGGUGACAGAAUGGUUAAAGCUUGCAGCUCUGGCCCACACUAGUGCACUAAUUAUAUUACAAUAUUAACAGCAGUGUCUACUGUAAGUGUACCUGGUUGCCACCUCACACAUAUUUUUCAACAUAAUAAAGCAGAUUUACUUCUAAUAAAAUGCUCAUUCUGAAACAUGAAACUUGUUCAUAUCAGUUGGAUGAGUUGCAUUGUCAUUGGUGUCUUGAAAAGAGGGCCUUAGAUGCAAAACCACUCACUGGUGUUGGUGAGCUAUGCCAUUAAAGCCUUUGACAUACACGGUCUGGAUUGCUGUGAUUUGUUUAUGGAUGAAUCCUUGCACUUGCUCUUUACUACUAGUUUUCAAUCACAAAAUACAGAAUGUUCCUGUUUGUGUUACAUCAUUUUCUAAUAAGUCAUUGUUUAAAACUUCAACUUUUCUUUUCUUACUGAAACCUGGCUGAGAUCAAGAGACAAUAGAUCUGCAAACCACAAAUAUCUUUACUCCCUUCUGUUCUGUUCUGUUCGGAGGUUGCAGUGUUGUUUCAGUAAUUAUUUUAAUUGCAGAAUUUUAUCUCCUGAUGAAUAUUCAAGCUUUGAACCUCUGCUCUGCUGUCAAGUGGAUUGUGCACUCAUUUCCUCCUCCUAAAUUUAACAACCCUUUAUUAAUGGAGUUACUGAUUUACUGUCUGUGCUAUUUUCUUAUGUCAAUAUUCCCAUUUGCUGUCAUUCAAAGUGAGUUUUUGAAUCUAAUUGACUUGAUUAAUCUUUCAAUGCAUGGAUCCUGUGCAUGCCCACAGUCAUACUCAUGACCAUGUCCUAACAUUACCAAUAUAUUCCAAUCUCAAAUGUGGUGGUGAUGUAAAUUUAUCAGAUCAUUGGCUCAUUGUCUCUGCCCCUCGCUUCCCUACAAUAAGUCCAGUCUUUGCCUGGCAUAUACAGUGCCAGUCAAAAAUUUGGACACACCUUCCCAUUCCCUUGAACGAGAAAAUGUUUCCAAACUUUUGACUGUUACCGUAUGCUUGCUCUAUCACUAUUUCCACUGACCAGGUCACACACAAGUACGACUGUUUAGGAUAACAUAAGACUUUAUUGUCCCAGAGGGAAAUUUGCCUUGGACACAAUGCAAAGACACAUUUCCCUCUGGGACAAUGAAGUCUUAUUCUAGAUUCAUAAUGUCACUACUGCUAGUAGCUAAU